CAUUUUUGUGGUGCGGGUGGAACAUCGGUUGUCAUCUCUAAAAUAAACCACAAAUUACACCAAAUUUGGCCGCUAAGUUCCCUUUUCACAAAAGGAGUCGAUAACUGGUAUCACGAGGAAAGGCCUCAACAACAAAAAAGGGCAGUGGUCCAUCGACAAUGGUGGAAAAAGUCGAAGCAAAGGAACUCGAUCAAUGGAUUGAGCAACUGAACGGAUGCAAACAACUUUCAGAAAACCAAGUCAAAACACUUUGUGAAAAGGCAAAAGAAAUCCUUUCAAAAGAAUCAAAUGUGCAAGACGUGAAAUGUCCAGUGACGGUAUGUGGGGAUGUCCAUGGUCAGUUCCACGACCUGAUGGAACUGUUCCGUAUAGGAGGACGUUCUCCAGACACAAAUUACCUUUUCAUGGGAGACUAUGUUGACAGAGGCUAUUAUUCUGUAGAAACUGUAACACUUUUAGUAGCAUUAAAGGUUCGAUACCCACAGAGAAUAACAAUCCUACGUGGAAACCAUGAAAGUAGACAAAUCACUCAAGUAUAUGGUUUUUAUGAUGAAUGUUUAAGAAAGUAUGGGAAUGCGAAUGUAUGGAAAUAUUUCACCGAUCUGUUUGAUUAUCUACCAUUGACAGCUUUAGUAGAUGGACAGAUUUUCUGUUUACAUGGUGGUUUGUCCCCAUCCAUAGAUACAUUAGAUCAUAUAAGAGCAUUAGACCGUAUACAAGAAGUACCGCAUGAAGGUCCAAUGUGUGAUUUGCUGUGGUCAGAUCCGGAUGACCGAGGCGGCUGGGGUAUUUCUCCUCGAGGUGCUGGCUACACCUUUGGGCAGGAUAUAUCUGAAACGUUUAAUCACACUAACGGCUUGACACUGGUGUCAAGGGCCCAUCAGCUGGUGAUGGAAGGCUAUAACUGGUGUCAUGACAGAAACGUGGUCACUAUAUUUAGUGCACCCAAUUACUGUUACCGCUGUGGCAAUCAAGCUGCCAUCAUGGAAUUAGACGACGCUCUCAAGUACUCCUUCUUGCAGUUUGACCCAGCACCAAGGAGAGGAGAGCCCCAUGUUACCAGACGAACGCCUGAUUACUUCUUGUAAAUUAAUCAAUAUGCAACGAAUGACACAAGAUGGAGACCAUUUAAUAAUGCGAACCAUCAUGCUGUCAAUGUUUGAAUGUUGAUUAAAAGGACAUGCAGUGAACAAAUAAUUGUAUCCAUGGAGGUUAGAUGAACCAUUAUGUAAGCAAUAGUUAGAGUUGAUUGGAUUGUGUUGAACUUUUCAUUUCAUCGACGCAACAGUCUGCCCUGACUAUAUACGCAUAAUCAAACAUCUGUACUUAGGUACAUAAGUUGUAAUUAUAGAUAAGUGCCGAAGAAGUGUAGAAAUGACAUUGUGUCUAUGUUAUUUGUACAGAACUCUUAACUGUGUUUGUAUUUCACUUUAGUUAGAUAUCCCUUUCAAAACAGUUAGCUAACGCAUCCUUAGAGCAACUGAUUGUAACAACGCCGUGCAACUAUGUGUCAGUUGUCAGGAAGUUUGAUUCUCUGCACGACAUAUACUGUUACCUGUAUGUUUAUGUUCGGUUUUGGUUUAAUGUUCAUUUGUCAUUAGAUAGGUUCUUGCAAUCUAAAUUCGGACAGCCUGUCUGUUAAGUAGAUCAACCGAAUUCAAUUUGCGCAGACUUUGUACAACUUACUUUUUGGGUUGGUAGUUGAGUUUAGUAUCUUUUAGUUGUGUCCAUGUACCAGCAUUACUCAACAGCUGUCGGAGUCUAUGUGUAGAUAUUUGGACGUGACAUUUGAUACAUGGUGUACUAAAUCCGUGUUGUGUGUCACAGCUGUUUAAUUUGGUCAGAUUUGAUUUGUGUUUCACCUUCUAGCCGCAUGUAAUCCUUGGUUUGGUCUUCAACCUCCCUCAAAAGACACCUUCUGCAAGCAUGACAGAAUUGAUGAUUCAAGUUAUUUCUAGAAUCUUGUGUAAUUGAGUGAAUGGGACCGGCUUCGAUUUUUUUAAAGCCCAGGGCUGUAUAAAUUCAGAGACGGCUUUGCAUUCACUAAUUUCAAAGAACAAAUUUCUGUCAAUCAUCUUUAUCACAAUGUGGUGUUUGUCAUUUGCCAAAAUGCUGCUAUAUUUUGCAGUUAGUUACAUCACCUCUUGUUAAUUUCAGUCCUUCUGCUAUAAUUUGCUUGAACCUUUGUGUAUCGAUUUCGUCCUGUUCACCAUUUUUGUGGACACUUUGAUCAUACCAGGGCACUCUAUAAACAUCACUGUAUUGUCACUACAAAAUAUGAUGUAAUCUAUAUUGUCUGUAACAUAGUGGUCUGAAUUUGAAAUUGAAUUUCAGAAACUGGACAAUUUCUUAAUAGUAUGUAACAACAUUUUAGUUUCAAAUCUGGGACGUUCAUUAUCAAUGCCCUUUCAAAUGACUUAUGAUGUGAAGGAUUAAACUAUCUUGCACUUGUAAUGAAAAGUGAUUCUUUUUCCAUCUUGGCCCUAUCGCUAUCUGGGACACUUUCUUUAGAUGUUGGUCAAUUUAGCACACAGUUGUGUCUGUUUGCAGUGAAUCUUUUAUUAACAUGGAUCUCGUGCAUUUAUUUUUUCCAAGACCAGAAAACGUGUCACUGUAUACCAAGCAAAUUCUUGUGCUAAUAAUGGAUGUCCUGAGAACAGAUCUUUGUUGUCUUAUUUUGUGUUGUUCAUAAAAUAUCAUAUACAUUAUACAUCAGACUCGGUCAUUCAGUUUGUUACGUAUUUUGUAUUUGGCUAAUGUAAUAGCCAUUCUGGUUGAACCUUGACAUCUUGGUACAAGUGGGCUCGGUGACAUGUCAUCUGUUAUUUAUUCCACAAGAUGUACAGACUGUCAACUGGUCAGUCGUUAUAAAACACAAUUAACCUUAUUGUUCCCCUCCAUCUACUCCAAUCUCGUCAAAAUUUAACUAAACUAGAACUGUUUUCCUAAUCUUUUUAGUACGGUAAUCUUUCCGCAGUCUGAACUGAAUAUUCUCCGCAAGGUUUUGGUAAUCGACAGCCUGUCCAAUGUACCUCCCAUUUGUAAAUAGAAAGUCUGUGCAUUAACAAUAUAGAUCCUGUCUCUUUGUCGUGGAAUGGUUGCACUAGGUAAAAUCACUUGCUAGACAUAUUUUGCUUUGAGAAAUAUUGAUACGACAGAAUUUGAUGAAAUAUUGAAACAAGAAUAUCAACUCUAUCUGUUGGGUGUGGAACAACCAAAGGGACCACUGAGAAUUUUGUUAUCAGUGCAUUAAUACACAGGUAUAUAAAAUAAAUAAAUUGUUAGGACAAUGCUUUCUCAUGCUUUCAAAAUGCUGAUAAUGAUCACCAUGUCUUGAUAACAUAAAGAUUUUAAUUUUACACGAGAAAAGAUUGCAAAUUGGAUUCUAUCAAACAAAGCUAUCAUUUACUUAUUGCAACUAAAUUUUAAUCAUUUGGACUUUUUUUUCUGCAUUUGCUGUAAUAUUUCUCCUUUCAAUGGUAAAGGCCUACUGGUAUUCAUAAGAAAAAGACGACUGCAAUCGUUUAAACCCAUUCAAGUCACUAUUGACCUUAUCAUACUUAUAUAAAGACACUGUAAAAUGUUUGGUAGGAAUUGAUAUAACAGGUUUCCAGUAUGUAUUUCAAGCAAGAAAUCGUGUUCAUUUCCUUCAGUUGAAGAUGCAGUGCUUUGUGAAGAUGACAAUGGCACAGGAGCCCAGCAUUGCAGGUUAGCUAAGGAAAUAACAAAUUCAGAAUGUAAUUUUUAUGCAAAAUGUUGAGAAUAAUAAACGCCCUUACAUUUACCAUGUA
Lineus longissimus is the source of this 3791-nucleotide messenger RNA. Its product is annotated as serine/threonine-protein phosphatase 2A catalytic subunit beta isoform. Gene Ontology annotation, cellular component: cytosol. Gene Ontology annotation, molecular function: protein serine/threonine phosphatase activity. The transcript has 7 exons. Gene Ontology annotation, biological process: mitotic cell cycle. The record is from RefSeq and is a predicted model, not a curated record. Lineage: Eukaryota; Metazoa; Nemertea; Pilidiophora; Heteronemertea; Lineidae. Bases 159 to 1088 code for a protein of 309 amino acids.